Molecule: messenger RNA, 4114 nt
Organism: Rattus norvegicus (Norway rat)
Lineage: Eukaryota; Metazoa; Chordata; Mammalia; Rodentia; Muridae
Source: RefSeq, a predicted model, not a curated record
GGCCCUGCCCUCGUCGUGGCCGCCAUUUUAGCUCCUGGUUCGGGCCGCACGGAGCGGUCUGUGGUGGCGGGAGGGGUGGGGGUCCCUGCGAGUUGAGCAGCGGGCCUCUUCUGUGUGGAUCCGGCUGCUGGAGUCUCUCUUCUUCCUUCCUUCCUAAGCGUCCGCUCUGGGAGUGCGAAGAUGUCCAAGAGGCAUCGGUUGGACCUGGGGGAGGAUUACCCCUCCGGCAAGAAGCGUGCGGGGACCGAUGGGAAAGACCGGGAACGAGAUCGGGAUAGAGAGGACCGAUCUAAAGAUCGAGACCGAGAACGUGAUAGAGGAGACAGAGAACGGGAGAGGGAGAAAGAAAAGGAAAAGGAAUUGAGAGCUUCCACCAAUGCUAUGCUUAUCAGUGCUGGAUUGCCACCUUUAAAAGCUUCUCAUUCCGCUCAUUCAACCCACUCCGCUCAUUCAACACAUUCUACACAUUCUGCCCAUUCAACACACACCGGACAUGCAGGACACACAUCACUUCCACAGUGUAUUAAUCCAUUUACCAACCUGCCCCAUACUCCUCGAUAUUAUGAUAUUCUAAAGAAACGUCUUCAGCUCCCUGUUUGGGAAUACAAGGAUAGAUUUACAGAUAUUCUUGUUAGACAUCAGUCAUUUGUACUGGUUGGUGAGACUGGGUCUGGUAAAACAACACAGAUACCACAGUGGUGUGUGGAGUAUAUGCGAUCCUUGCCAGGACCCAAAAGGGGAGUUGCCUGUACACAGCCCAGGAGAGUGGCUGCAAUGAGUGUGGCUCAGAGAGUUGCUGAUGAGAUGGACGUGAUGUUAGGCCAGGAAGUUGGAUACUCCAUUCGAUUUGAAGACUGCAGUAGUGCAAAAACCAUUCUUAAGUAUAUGACUGACGGGAUGCUCCUUCGUGAAGCUAUGAAUGAUCCCCUCCUGGAGCGUUAUGGUGUGAUAAUUCUUGAUGAGGCCCAUGAAAGAACAUUAGCUACGGAUAUUCUUAUGGGUGUUCUAAAGGAAGUUGUGAGACAGAGAUCAGAUUUAAAGGUUAUAGUUAUGAGUGCUACCCUAGAUGCUGGAAAAUUCCAGAUUUACUUUGAUAACUGUCCUCUCUUAACUAUACCUGGCCGAACACAUCCUGUUGAGAUUUUUUAUACUCCCGAACCAGAGAGAGAUUAUCUUGAAGCAGCAAUUCGAACGGUGAUCCAAAUACAUAUGUGUGAAGAGGAGGAAGGAGACCUUCUUCUUUUCUUGACUGGUCAAGAGGAAAUUGAUGAGGCCUGUAAGAGAAUAAAGCGUGAAGUUGAUGAUUUGGGUCCUGAAGUUGGUGAUAUUAAAAUCAUUCCAUUAUAUUCUACACUUCCACCCCAGCAGCAACAGCGCAUUUUUGAGCCACCACCUCCAAAAAAACAGAAUGGAGCAAUUGGAAGAAAGGUGGUUGUGUCAACUAAUAUUGCAGAGACCUCUUUGACAAUAGAUGGUGUGGUGUUUGUUAUUGACCCUGGAUUUGCAAAGCAAAAGGUAUAUAACCCUAGAAUCAGAGUUGAGUCUCUUUUGGUGACAGCAAUUAGUAAAGCCUCAGCUCAGCAAAGGGCUGGUCGAGCUGGACGUACCAGACCUGGGAAAUGCUUCAGGCUGUACACAGAGAAAGCUUAUAAAACAGAAAUGCAGGAUAACACCUAUCCUGAGAUUCUGCGUUCUAAUUUAGGAUCAGUUGUAUUGCAAUUGAAGAAGCUUGGUAUUGAUGACUUGGUACAUUUUGAUUUUAUGGACCCACCAGCUCCCGAAACUCUGAUGAGAGCGCUAGAACUUCUGAAUUAUUUGGCCGCUUUAAAUGAUGAUGGAGAUCUGACUGAAUUGGGAUCCAUGAUGGCAGAAUUUCCUUUAGAUCCCCAGCUCGCUAAAAUGGUUAUUGCAAGUUGUGACUACAACUGUUCUAAUGAGGUCCUAUCUAUUACUGCCAUGUUGUCAGUGUUUUGUUCGCCCCACGGAGGCCAAGAAAGCUGCAGAUGAGGCCAAGAUGAGAUUUGCCCACAUAGAUGGAGAUCAUCUGACACUGCUGAAUGUUUACCACGCUUUUAAACAAAGUAAGUAAAGUCAGAUUGAAGGUACUCUUUUGUCUGAAUGUCACUUGCAACAUAGAAGAUAAUUUUUUCAUCUCGAUGUCAUUUAUAAUCUGUCACAAGAUUUGUUAGGAAAACUCCUGACUAGCAUUUAAAAUAGAAUUGCCAACCUCUUCCAAAAUUAUUAGGGUUUAUAUUCAAGGAAAGAGGAACAAUUAAAUAAAAAACUUGAAAAAUACAGUGAUACAAAUGAAACCUGUAUUACUGCCAACAUAGGAAAAUUGUGAUAUGCUUUAUGUUUUAUUUCUAAAUGUACAUUUUCCAGUAAUUUUUGUAUUAUGUGAUCGACACUGACAUUUUUUAAAUAAAACUAACAAAUUGAACAGGCAGUAGGUUUGAGUCCCUGCUCUCAGUCAUACUACUAGUGUCUGUAAAAGUUCACUUGCAGGGUUUCUAACCUAUACAAUUAAGACAUUUGUUGCCCACUUAAUUAUUAAUUUCUCUAAUUUUUAUCAAAGCAGUUAUGAGAUUCAAAUAUACAAGUAGUAUUUAUAUGCGUAUUUUGACUUUUUGGUAGGUGAAUUUGAUGAAAAUAUUAAACAGUGGAUAUCCAAAGAUGUCUUACUCUGCCUAUUGUAUUAUCAACAGAAGCCAGAGGUAGAAAAUGAAUUAGAAAGUAAUAUUAAUUCCCCAGAGGCAUGAUUUUUAAUUAAAUGUUUCUAGUUACUAGGAAAAGGGUGGUAAGCCUUAGUGGGUUUUAGACCUCUUACUCUGUGUCCUUGUAUUAUACCAGAGGCAGCACAUGUGUUUGAUAGAACAGAUACUUUCAAAGUAGAACAGUUAGUCUUACUCACUAACUGUUACCUUUUAAAAUACAAACUUUUGGGGCUAGAGAGAUGAUUCAGUGAUUAGGGGCCCCUUUUUGUUCUUCCCAAGGACCUGAGUUCACUUCCCAACACUCAACAUUGAAUGAUUACAAAAAUUGUUAACUCUAGAUCCAGGAGGAUCUGAAGACUUAGGCCUCUACUAGCAACUUACCUGCUGCCACACAGAAUUAAAAAUAAAUGCAGUUUGUAAAAAGAAAAAUUUCAGAUCACCAUAUUAUUUGAAUGUUUCAAAUUCUAUUUAUUGAAUUUUUAUCUUGGAAAUAUGGGGAAGCUAAGAUUUUAUGUUAUAAAAUGAUAUCUUAAUAUCUGUAUACUUACAAUUAAACUUUAGGUUAUAGUGUAAUACUACUGUAUAUAGGGAGCCCUCAUUCUAGUGUUUUUGUUUUUGUUUUGGUGGGGGGGAGUCUUCAUUCUAACAUACAAGUGCUUUGCCUUUGAAUAUUUAAAGUAGCUCUUGGCAUUGUAAGGAGUAACUAGCAAGUAUUAGUUUAGUUUUUUUCUAUACCGUUUAGUUUUUUGUUUUUUUUUUUUAUCAGAAAUGUGGUAGAGCCAUCAGGUGAUAUGUGGUUAUCUUAACUAACAUUGUCAUUUGAUUGGUCAGUUGGCUAGUUAGUUAGUUAGAUAGAUAGUUAGUUAGUUGAUUUAUCCAUGCAGACAUUUAACUUGGAUGAUACUCCCUUUCUGAGGAGCUAGGACAACAGGCGUAUUUAACCACACCAAGCUCUCGUUAGUCUUUGAUACUUGAGUUUUAAAAAUUGGGAAACUUUAAAAAGCUGCACUCUUGAUUAGUGUAUGUAAAGCAACACCUUAGUUUAGAGAUUGUCAUUGCCCAGCUUUUGCUCAAAUUCUUCAGUUCGUUGGAAGAUGUAUUUCAUAGUCCUGCUUAUUACCGCUAAAAUGGCAGUAUAUUCUGUAAAAUGGUAAGCCUGUCUACUUAUUUAAGUCUGUUUAAAACUUGAACAUUUCAGUUGCUUGAAUUCCAGCACCAAGUACAAAACAAUUUACUACAAUUAGAAUAGCUUAAGAAGACCUAGUUCUAGUUUUUAAUGCUUUCUUCUUUUAUACUUUUCCAAUUUUGAAGCCCUCUCAAUUUUAUCAAUAUCAAAGAUCUGUGAAGCAGAUGUUGCAGUUUUCUUGUGUGACUGUCAUCAAAAAUAGGCUACUCCAAAA